AACUGUAAUCGUGAAUCUAAACUAACCCUAGCAAGUGAUUCGCCCAUACGGACCAAAAAUGAAGGUUCUUAGGUCCUAAAGUCCAAUAACUGGUCUCAGUUUCACAGUUUUCACGUGAUAGCCCUGAGCGUCAACGCUGCUUACUCGGUGCUUAGGAUGUUCUCAUUUUACAGCGUGCACGCCGAGUUUGUUGACUAUCUAUGUCAUUCUUGGUUAAGACCAGAAAUGUGCCGUAGAUUAAAACACAUGAGGUUAGCGGCACGGAUUUAUGGCAUAUACGUACCAUGAGGUAUUGGGUUAGUGUGGAUGCAUGAUCACUUCUAAUUACCAACAUUGGGCCAUUUAUAAUGAUUUACGACUCUAUCACAACCCGUAUAAUCCUUCCAACGACCACCCUACAUUAUACCGCCUUAUCCCCGCCCUAAGAAAACGGGUUUACGCCGACGUAGCCGCAACCACAAGAGCAGGAACAUAUAGAGGGGAGAGAAUAUUUACUACUCACGUCAAUUGAUCACAAUAUGGCAUUUAGACCAAAGCAAAUAACCAGUUAUCAGGCGGAACAUCUGUCCGAACUCCAGGGCGAUGUGAGCGAAAAAGCCAUCGAGUACUUCCUAACUCUGAUUCCUCCUUUCAACGACGGGGACAUAAUCCACGACAAUGCAUGUGGUUCCGGAGCCGUCACCGAGGCGAUAAUGGCCAAAAAUCCUCCGAAGAUCCACAUCCACGCUACGGAUAUUAACCCGCAAUUCGUUGCCGGAGUCCAGGCCUUAUCGGAAAAGAAUCAGUGGCCCGAAAGCACGGCGGUAAUGUCCGCGCAGAAGCUCACUUUCCCGGACAACAUGUUUACGAAAUCUAUUACGAGUUUCGCGUUCCACUGUCUCGGCGACCACGAUGAGGCGGCGAAGCAAGUCUACCGCACGCUUAAGCCUGGCGGCGUGGCUAUUGCUACGGUUUGGACUUCCAUGCCCCAUGUCCGGGCUUUGCAGCACGCGCAUUGGCGGACUCGGGGUAAGGAAGGGCCUAUGCCAUCCUUAUUACCCUUGGAAGACUUCACGGAGGAGGACUUGAGGGCUGCUCUUCGUGUUGGUGGAUUUAGGGAUAUUAGUUGUUCUGAGAAGGCGUUUUAUCUGAAGGUAUCUGAUAUGAAGCGCUGGGCGCAAUUAGCUUGGAGUUAUUUGGGUCAUUUACCCACUGGAUGGUCACAGAGUGAUGAGGAUAAGUGGGAUGAAGCUAUUGAUGAUGUUGUGGAGCAGUUGAAGAGUGGUGAUGGUAUUACUACGGAUGACCGGGGUGAGGUUGUGAUGAAGAUGAUAGCUGUUGUUGCGGUGGCUAAAAAGUAAAAUUUCGAAAUAUGUCCAGAGAGAUGAUCUAAAUUAAGCGAAGACAAUUCACUGGUUGUGAAUACGGUCAAGUCCUGAUAUGUAAGCCCC
Molecule: messenger RNA, 1430 nt
Organism: Hypoxylon trugodes
Lineage: Eukaryota; Fungi; Ascomycota; Sordariomycetes; Xylariales; Hypoxylaceae
Product: S-adenosyl-L-methionine-dependent methyltransferase
Exons: 2
Coding region: 519-1340 (273 amino acids)
Molecular function (GO): S-adenosylmethionine-dependent methyltransferase activity
Source: RefSeq, a predicted model, not a curated record